AUGCGCGGUUCCACUGCGACAGGCACAAAAGCCCAAGACAGGGCCACGGCCACGGUCACGGCAACCGCCACCAAGAAUGCAAGCAGCAAUAGCAAUAGCAAUAGCAACAGCGAUACUCAAACCAACGACGCAUCGCAACCAACAGCCACAUCCAGCAUAUUUUCCUCGGAUAGCACCACCAGCAGCAGCAGCAGCAGCAGCAAUUCCCCACACUCCGGCCUAAGCACCGGCGCAAAGGCAGGUAUCGGCGCAGGCGUCGGAGGCGGUGUCUUGAUAAUCCUCGGUCUAGUCACCUUCAUCCUGCUCAGGAACCGGCGCACGAAUGCGCCUAACGGAACACCCGAAGCGAGAGACCAAUCCAUGUCACUGAUGGAGUAUAAGCCGGAGCUUGAUGCGAGCCAGCUCCAAGCCUCACCUAGCCAGAAACCGGACGUGGAGGUCACUGCAGCUUAUGCGCCCCCGGAUGGUGCGAACGAACUUCAUGCGCAGCAUUUAUCGUAUCAGCUGCCUACCGGCCAGAACUCGUCGGAGUUACCGUACAGCCCUGCGCCUUACCAGCAACCUUUGCAUAGCAAUCCGUAUGAAUUGCCGGGCCAUUCGACUCCACGCGAAGCCAGAAACGGAACCCCUCCCAGACCAUCGCAACAAGAAACGCAUCAGAAACCGCGACCUGAAACACAUGUCUCACUGGGCUCAGCAGGCCCACAGGCACGACGUCCUGCAACUCGGCACCACCAGUCGCUUCCACCGCAACAACAUCAACCCCGGGAGCGCAAGAAGCUGUGCGUCCAGCGCAUUCCGAAAAACAUUCUCCGCAACCGCCAGACCAACCGAACCCCCGAGACGCUGCGCAAGGAUCACAAGCGUACUCCCAAGGGGGAUAUCCGCCGCGCUCAGAACCACCUGGAGGGCGGUUAUCGGGCUCUGCACCACGGCGCCGUAUCCUGCGCCCGUGAGCACCUGGUACCCAAACCAUUUUUUGAACGGGCUCGAGCGCGAAAGUGUGUAUAA
This is a messenger RNA of Aspergillus pseudoviridinutans, 1011 nucleotides long. RefSeq lists its product as uncharacterized. The transcript is spliced from 3 exons. Lineage: Eukaryota; Fungi; Ascomycota; Eurotiomycetes; Eurotiales; Aspergillaceae. The coding region runs from base 1 to 1011 and encodes 336 amino acids. The record is from RefSeq and is a predicted model, not a curated record.